Molecule: messenger RNA, 858 nt
Organism: Raphanus sativus (radish)
Lineage: Eukaryota; Viridiplantae; Streptophyta; Magnoliopsida; Brassicales; Brassicaceae
Product: protein DMP1
Exons: 1
Coding region: 77-685 (202 amino acids)
Biological process (GO): endomembrane system organization
Source: RefSeq, a predicted model, not a curated record
UUCUUCUAUAAAUACGCAUUAAACCAAGAACCAACUUCAUAAUAUUUUCAUACAUAUCUAACUCGAAUUCAAGCCCAUGUCCGAAGCUUCUUCUUUGCUAAUUCCCAAAACAAACUCUCCAGUUACAUCUGAAUCAAUGGCAAACAAAUCCCUCACAGGCCUCGAGAGUCUCAUAAAGCUUCUCCCAACAGGAACCCUCUUCAUCUACCUAUUACUCAACCCUGUCCUCACAAACGACGGUGAAUGCUCCACAGCUAAUAAGGUCAUGUCAAGCAUUCUCGUCGCUCUUUGCAGCUUCUCAUGCGUGUUUUCAUGUUUCACCGAUAGUUUCAAAGGCACCGAUGGAUCAAGAAAGUAUGGUAUAGUCACCAAGAACGGUCUUUGGUCUUAUGCGGAUCCAGGAUCCGUGGAUUUGUCUAAGUACAAGCUUAGGAUUGCGGAUUUUGUUCACGCGGUUUUCGUGGUGGCUGUGUUUGGGACGUUGGUGUUGCUUGAUGCUAAUACCGCAAGCUGCUUUUAUCCACGGUUUAGGGAAACGCAGAAGACGUUGGUCAUGGCUUUGCCUCCGGCUGUGGGCGUUGCUUCGGCUGCUAUCUUCGCUAUAUUUCCGAGUAAACGGAAUGGAAUUGGGUACGCUCCAAUUGGUGAGGAGGAGACGACCAAGAAGGGUUCUGACUCUGCAUGAGACGUGUUGUUUCUAAAUUGUUGUCAUCUUGGUCUGAGAUUUGUUGUAGAAUAUAACUAAAGAAAACGAUUGUAUGCUUAAAACAUUUACUUAGUUCUUUGUACCACCGAAUAGGAUAUGCAUGGCAUCUUCUAGUAUAAAUAAAACGUUACCAUAUAAACCAGAGUUUUUUA